AUGCGCAAAUGGUGGCCCAGUGCCGAGCAUUAUUUUCAGGCCGGGAAGUUCUCUGAUCCGGAACUGCAGGAACAGGUUCGCCGAGCCCCGGAGCCAGGCAAUGUGCUUCUCAGCAUUGUAGAUGGUGCCCAUAUCCUGUACGGGAACACGGUGGACAGUUUUUUCGGCACCGGGCCCGAUGGUAAUGGCUUGAAUGUGAUGGGCACAGAACUCGAGAGAUUGCGAGAGUUCUUCCAACGAUACAGCCAACGGCUCGAAGUGCCAGUCACUGUUGCCGAAGUUGGUGACCCUUUCGAACCUCAGUCGACAUACGUAGACUUGACGGGGGCACGCCCUGACGAGGUGCCGGAAUUGUUAGCAGAAGUCUUGGGCGUUCACCAGGCAAGCAUUACCGAUGUGGCUUUCCUCUACGACGAUGGCUUCGAGCGCAUGGACCUCUCGGACAUGGAGUCUGCUGAGAGCUUGCAAGCUUUCUUGGUAAGCAACACCCGGGACUGCAAGAUGGAAGCACGGUUCUCGGAGAUGGCGGUCGUGACGCUUUGGAAUGCCACGGAUGACGGCUACUUGGGACGUGCCGAGGUGGGGACAUUGAUCCGGACGGCACCGGAAGUGAAGCAUCGUUUGGAGAGCUUGCUGCCGAUUUUACAGCAUUCAAGCUUUCACCCCGAUUUCAGCUACAGUUUAGAUGGGGCUGCCGCAAAGUUAGACGAAGCAUCCAUGGCCAAGAUAUGCCAGGCAGCAAGAGAUGGGGUUGACGUGUUGAUCAAUGGCCACUACGAGGUCCCGGACCUUUCAUUGGCUCGUGCCGUGCCUGCAGCAGAUCCUCCGACCGUUUGCGUUGGGGUGCACACGGAUCUUUCGACUGCUGAGCUGCGGGACAAAAUCCAAGGCCUUUUGUGGGGGUGUGCUUUGGGAGACGCCGUGGGCUUGAGCACCGAGUUCAUGGACAAAGCAGAGGCAGCAAGAUCUUACCCGGCACAGCUGAGUCCGGCCUCCCGGGUUGAGGACAGGCAUCGGAAGCGCUGGGUCCAGGGCGAUUGGACAGAUGAUACCGACCAGAUGGUCAUACUUUUAGAUGCCAUUGUGGCUGGCAGCGGCGUCUUGCAGGAGGCUACCUUUGCAAAAGGCCUCAAAGCUUGGUUGCGCUCCGGCUUCCCGGAGUUAGGGGAUUCCUCGGGCCUGGGGAUCGGGCAGACGGUGAAGUCUGUCUUGGAGAACGCGGCUUUCGAUGUCGCCCCGAGUGUAGCUGCUGACGUGGUUUGGCGUGAGACUGGUUGCAGCCUUGCAGCCAACGGCGCCAUAAUGAGGUGCGCAGCUGCCGCCUUGGGGUGUUUCUGGGAUGAGGCGGUCGUUCGUCACAAUGCGGUUGUUUCGGCAGCAGUCACGCAUGCCGACCCAAGGUGUUUGACCAGCUGCGUCUGCAUCGCGUUAAUCUUGGCCCGACUUCUCGCAGGACACAGCACUGCAACGCUUGAGCAACGCAGACAGCUGGUAUUGUCAGUGGCGCUGCAAGCAAGCGAGCAUUUAGAUGGAGGAGACGUCGACGAGCUCUUGCGCUAUGUGGAUGUUGCUGUCGAUGGACUCAGUGCGCUUGAGCUAGGUUCUGGUGGCAUCGGCUACACUUACAAGCCCCUGGGAGCAGCGGCAUGGUCUUUCCUACAUAUGGACGAUUUCAAGACUGCCAUCCAAGCGGUUUCCAUGGAGGCAGGGGAUGCAGAUUCCAAUGCUGCUGUGGCGGGUGCGCUGCUCGGAGCCCGAUUGGGCUACCAAAACCUGCCAGGAGACUGGCUGAAGGAGCUCCCAGCUGUGCAGGUGUCAUGGUUUAGUCAGAAGAUCGAUGCUUGCCUAGUGAUGCUCGGCUUGGAUUGUCCAUACGUGGCUAAGAAUUUCAACGAGCGUCGCGAUCUGGAAGUCCAGGUCGAGACGCGGUUGAUGGACACGCUGAAAGAAGUGGAGCAGAAGGGGAUCUCCAACACUGAGGACCGGCUGCGCAUCAACCAUGCGAUGCUCCGCCUGGACUUCCUGCGACGGCUUGACGCGUUAAAGCAGUGGCGGGAAGAGGUCACCCAUCAGACCCAGGACAUGGCCAAGCUGGCCGCCGCAGGCGCAGUGCUGACUGCCCCCGAAGCGGCGCAUGCCCGGCUUCCGGAGGAGUUCGUGAUCUUUGCGCCCAUCGUGGACGUGCUGCCGAUCCUGCCCGUGUUCUUCUUCCUGCUGGCCUUCCUGUGGCAGGAGGUGCUGCUACGCAUCUCCACCGGUGGGUUGCGCGACUUCCUGCUGCCCGCCGGGCAACUGGAGGAGCCCCUCGGUGCGCUCAGGGAAAAGCUCAGGGAGAAUGCCGUGGCGGAGCUUCCAGGCCAGGGCUUAAACUGCAUCGAGAAGUUCGGCCUGCCCGGGAAGCUUCCGGUUUGCAUCGCCGGAAAGGAUCUCGAGGCGACGGCGAAGCUCUGCGAGAACCUGGACCUGCAGCCGGCACUUCUUCAGGGCGACGUCGGCGCGAAGCUGUUUGAUCCUUUUUCGGAUGACGGCAAAGAUGGCUAUCUCUUACCACAGAUGAUGUCGAUCGUGGAAGACCACGGGAAGAAGGUGCCAUACCUGAAGCCCAGGACGCGGCUCAGCGAGAAGGACUACGCAAAGCUGAGUUUGCCCGGGCCAACCAGGCGUAGCAACAUCCCUGCAGAGAUGGGCUUCUCAGCGCAGGAGCCUGCCAAAGCAGCCUCUCCCCUUAUCGACGACGAAGCCGCGCUUGAGUUCAAGACCGAGAAGAUCGCUCAGCUGGGCCCGGAGUUCGAGCACGUACUUCAGCAGGAGCUGGUGGCAAGCUGUGCCUCCGUCAUGCAAGAGUUUCCCAGCGGAAGCAUCCCCGCAGACCGUCGGGCCGAGGCGACGAAGGAGAAGCCGGGAACCCUGCGCGCCAAAGCGGUGCGCAUCCGUGGGAGCACGGAGUCCGCGUAUCCCUUCGUCAAGGCCCUGACCCAGGAGGCGGGGCCCGGGUCUCUGGGCCAAGUUCCCCCGGCGGCGCUGAAAGAUGAGCGGCUACAAGUGAUGGAUCCUGAUGGAAUCCAGGAAUAA
Molecule: messenger RNA, 3072 nt
Organism: Symbiodinium necroappetens
Lineage: Eukaryota; Dinophyceae; Suessiales; Symbiodiniaceae
Source: the annotation of a GenBank genome assembly